Messenger RNA from Colletotrichum paranaense, 102 nucleotides. RefSeq lists its product as uncharacterized. The record is from RefSeq and is a predicted model, not a curated record. The transcript is spliced from 2 exons. Lineage: Eukaryota; Fungi; Ascomycota; Sordariomycetes; Glomerellales; Glomerellaceae. The coding region runs from base 1 to 102 and encodes 33 amino acids.
AUGGCUUGCUCACCGGCUAUUGGCAUACCAGCCCUUAUUCGCAAGUCCUGGCGCAUCACCACUUCCGACGCCGUAAAGCAGUCCUACAAGAAGGCCAGCUGA